UCCUGGUAGCGUCUACGUCUGGACUCGAACUCGCAGCCUCUGACUAUGAUGGACCGACAUAUGGUGUCAGCUUCAGUCGCCGCUAGACCGAGGGCUGUAUACAGCAUUGACCAGAUACUAGGCAACAAUAGACCAGAAGAAGCUAAGGACGUGUUGAGCGUCUCGGAGUUGGACGCUGGCGGAUCUGCGCCAGAGGACUGCGGCGCAGGAACUGACGAUGACGUCAAACCGCGCAAGAUCCGGCGCAGUAGGACCACAUUCACAACCUACCAACUGCACCAGCUGGAGCGAGCCUUUGAGAAGACUCAAUACCCAGACGUCUUUACAAGGGAAGAGCUGGCGAUGAGGCUGGACCUUAGUGAAGCUAGAGUACAGGUGUGGUUUCAAAACCGUCGAGCGAAGUGGCGCAAAAGGGAGAAAGCGUUAGGACGAGAAACUUCAGGCUACAUGCAUCCGGACCAGGCGCAAGGUUUCCCGCCAGAAUUGGUUCACGCACAGCUGGGUAUGCCAUCCCUGGCUCCAGACCCUUUCUGGCCUGCCCUAGGGUUCAAUCCUGCCGCGAUGUUUGGUCUCUGGAACAAGACUAGUGCUGCGCCCCUACACAACCUCCUGUCCCACUACAUGCUAGGGGGUGCCAUCCCCGUGCUGGGGGCGUCCUUCCCCCCUCCACCAGACCAUCCCCCGACCCCUAGUCCCCCUGGGUCCCCUUCGGCGUCUCCUGACUCCAGAACUUCCAGCAUUGCCGCUCUCCGUCUCCGCGCCAAGGAGCACCUCCUGGAUAGGCGACUGGGAGUAGCAGGACCUUCGGACACGUCACCGUCACCCUCCGCCCACGAGACGUAGGAAGUGAUAAGAGGGGUGUUUUCAAGGUUUUAAACGGUUAAUGUCCGAGUACACAAAUAAGUUGUUUUUAUUGAGAAACGCUUUUUAAAUUGCGUAAUAUAUGUUUGAAAUAUUUAUCAUUGA
Molecule: messenger RNA, 966 nt
Organism: Macrosteles quadrilineatus (aster leafhopper)
Lineage: Eukaryota; Metazoa; Arthropoda; Insecta; Hemiptera; Cicadellidae
Product: homeobox protein aristaless-like
Exons: 4
Coding region: 46-843 (265 amino acids)
Biological process (GO): regulation of transcription by RNA polymerase II
Molecular function (GO): DNA-binding transcription factor activity, RNA polymerase II-specific; RNA polymerase II transcription regulatory region sequence-specific DNA binding
Source: RefSeq, a predicted model, not a curated record